Drosophila hydei is the source of this 2081-nucleotide messenger RNA. It is a transcript of the gene eIF2Bdelta, whose product is annotated as translation initiation factor eIF-2B subunit delta. The record is from RefSeq and is a predicted model, not a curated record. Bases 220 to 1989 code for a protein of 589 amino acids. The transcript has 4 exons. NCBI's taxonomy places the organism in Eukaryota, Metazoa, Arthropoda, Insecta, Diptera, Drosophilidae.
UUUAUUUGACGUUAUGUGGCAACGUUUUCAACCAGCUGCUAAAAAAAAUUGCCAUCGUGAGCAAAUAUUGUAAAGCGGUUUUAUAACAAAUUUAUUUAUAAGAGCUCAUCGACCUCUGCAAUAACUAAGCAGAAAAAGCAACGCCAACGAAAUCGUCCCAGAAAUAAACGAAAUCGUUUGGAAGAUAGCGAAGCUAAGCCAAAACAAAACGACAGCGCCAUGCAAAAAUCGAACAGUAACCCACAGCAGAACACAUCGACGGACAAAACGCGCGAGCAAAUAAUGGCCGAGCGGGAGGCGAAAAAGCAAGCGAAACUGGCAAAGAAACAGAAACUUAACGCUCCAGCAACCACAAUUAUUACCGAAGUGGAGCAAACGACCAUCACGAAAAAGCUAACGACUACGACAACAACAACAACGAAAGAACAAAACCUACUGCCGCUACACUCUACAAAUGUCGCUGACACAAAAACUGCAUCUGAAGCAUCCGCAAUAAGUUCUACAGAUGUUAAGCCAACUGCACCAGCUGGUGAAAAAACUCGUGAGCAAAUCAAAGCAGAGCGCGAGGCGAAAAAAGCUGCCAAACAUGCUGCAAAGUCUAUCAAGUCCAACAAUGUGGAUGCAGCAGCUGACCAAUUAAGCGACCUGCAAGUUGCUACCAAGACCGAAACUGCCUCAGCAGCAAGUGCAUUAACAGCGGAUCAUGAAAAGAAAAAGCCAGCACUUAGCAAGGCGGAACGUCGAGCCAUACAGGAAGCGCAGCGCGCUGCCAAGGCGCAGGGUCAAACUAAAAAGCCGCCAGGUGGUGUUCAGACAGCAGGAGCAAACAGUGUUAAAAAGGCACCAAGUGUGGAUGCCACGCCUGUCAAGGAACAGAGAGAUGACAAACAUGACAAGCAUGAAUCACCCGCCAAGUCGCCAUCAAAGUCUGGAACACUCAAAGCGGAUCGUGAGUGCAAAGUGAAGCUGUUUAAUCAUUUGGUGAGCGCGGACAAAGAUGCCAGCUUAUUCAUCAACGAUCCCAAUGUACAUCCGAGCAUGGCGCGACUGGGUGUACAAUAUGCCCAGCGGACAAUUGUCGGGUCUAAUGCGCGCUGCAUUGCUUUUCUGCAUGCAUUGCGGCAGGUGGUGCAGGAUUUCGAGACGCCCGCCAAGAAGGAGUUCGGUCGCAGUCUUGAUGUAGCAGUCAAGCAUCAUGUCGAUCAUCUGAACAAGUGUCGACCGCUGGCCGUAUCCGUAUACAAUGCCUACAAGCAGUUUAAGAAUCAGUUAACGCAGCUGCCAACGGACACACCUGAGACGGAGUUAAAAGAGCUACUCGGACAUUUUAUUGACACCUAUAUAGAGAAUCAGAUUGGCAAGGCGGCGCAAGCCAUCAGCAGUUCCAUGCAAGAGAAAAUUACAGACGGCGACGUAUUGCUCACCUUUGCCUGCUCAUCGCUUAUUCAAUUCAUUUGCGAGGAGGCUAAGCGUCGCAAGGUGACAUUUCGAGUAAUUGUCGUCGAUUCACGGCCUUUCUGUGAGGGCCAGGAGAUGCUGCGUCGACUGCACGCCUGCGGUAUACCAUGCACCUAUGUGCUAAUCAACGCCAUCAGCUACGUAAUGCCGGAGGCCACCAAAGUGAUGCUGGGAGCGCACGCGUUGUUAGCCAAUGGAUAUGUAAUGGCUAGAACGGGCACAGCCCAAGUGGCUCUCGUUGCCAAUUCCCAUAACGUGCCGGUACUUGUAUGCUGCGAGACACACAAGUUCAGUGAACGUUUCCAGACUGAUGCUAUUGUCUAUAACGAGUUGUGCGAUCCCAAUCUGCUGGUGAUGGAUGGAAAGUGCUGCCUCAAUAACUGGCAAUCGAAGAGCCGGCUAACGCCACUCAAUCUGAGCUACGAUAUAACACCACCCGAACUGGUCAGCGCCGUUGUCACCGAGGUGGCCAUUCUGCCUUGCACCAGCGUGCCCGUCAUUCUGCGCAUCAAGCCAGACAUUGGCUAUUAAGAUCUUUCAUAGUCGUCGUACAAUUAUUUGAAAACCAGAACGCCACUCCACAGUCAAGGGCAAUUGUUGAAUAAAUAAUCAUUUUAUUAUAU